Benincasa hispida (wax gourd) is the source of this 1212-nucleotide messenger RNA. The record is from RefSeq and is a predicted model, not a curated record. Lineage: Eukaryota; Viridiplantae; Streptophyta; Magnoliopsida; Cucurbitales; Cucurbitaceae.
AUGGAAAAUGACAAUCUGAACCUACGAAAUAAUCUGUCUGAUUUUAUUUCUGACGAUGAGAAUGAAGAGUUUGGAUGCCUUAGUACAAUGAUAAGUGAUGCUAACUUCAAUGGGCUCCAUGAAGAAUACAGUGCAACUGCUGGAUUCCAUCAUUCCCAACUUCCAGAUCCACAAGUCUCCUCUCAUCCAAAUUUUGCUGGUUCCUUUCCUGAUUCAAUUUCAUAUACUGAUAUUGAUUGGUCAUUUGAUAGAUCCCGCUUGGGUCUAAGCUCUCAAAAUUGGUCUAACAGCAUUUUCACGAAUACCAAAAAUAAGACAAAUGCUUCAUUUCAUGUCAGAAGUCCAGAACUUGCCAGCAUUUGUAGAGUCCCAGUGAGAAGUCAGGAAGCUGAAGGCCGACAUUUGAUUGGGUAUGAUAGAGAAACAAACAAUCAUAAUCUGCAAUCCUCAGAAUGUGAGGAUCAAAUUGAUCUUAACAUUACUGCCAUUUGCAGUGGAUUCCAACCCCAUUGUUUACAAGAACUUGAUGCUGAGACUUUUGAUGUUGGAUGUCAUACAAAUACCACCACGGCUCUCAACAAGGCAGAUAAGAUCUCAGGCUUUAAAGACAAUUUAGAGGAUAUUCCUAACCUUACAACCUUUCCUCAGAACCCUGUUGGAGUAAGAUGUAGUAAUUUUAUUAACUUUAGUUUGAACCCAUCAUCCGUCUUUCAACCAUCUAUUAUAGUUGGUGGGGAUAACCCUUUUCCCACUCCAAGUAAUGAAGAUUGUUUGAGUCCUGAUGUAUUCCAGGGCAAUGAGGAUAUCCUCAACUCACUUAUAAAUGCUGCUCCCUCUACUACAGAAUCUAUCAAAAGCCAAAUUGGGAUAUCCUCACAAAGCUGGUUUACUGACUUAGAAUCUUGCUUACUUAGAAGGAAUCAAAAUCACUGGCCUUCUGAAGAGAAAUCUCAUACUGAUGCCAGGAACUUCUCAUCUGAAUAUCCAACAAAUGCUCCUUCUCUUGGGAUAUCUGCAACCAUCUCUGUUCCAGAUCAGUCGUUUGAGUAUAAUCAAUCUGCUGGUGCUGGCGCUUCUCAGCCUCCCCAAAACGUUGGCAAUUCUCUCACUACUGGUACCACUUUUAGUGUCUUUAUUACUCUACUUGACUUUAAAUUAACAGUUUCAUCAAGUUAUGACAGAAGAAAUGACUUUAAGCUUGACAAGUUUUAG